Molecule: messenger RNA, 700 nt
Organism: Ostreobium quekettii
Lineage: Eukaryota; Viridiplantae; Chlorophyta; Ulvophyceae; Bryopsidales; Ostreobiaceae
Source: the annotation of a GenBank genome assembly
GUUCUAGAAGACCUCAAACUGCGUCUAGACGCAUUGCCAGAAGAGCAGCGAGCGACGUUCGAUGUCCCUGCCAACUUGCUCUCUCCGGUGCAAACAAGGGUCAUCAGCAAUCUGUAUGGCGGGAGGGGCACAGAGAUGCUCAGGCUGCUGAAAGACAGCACCGCCACCGCUGUGGACGUCAUCAUCAAGAGAGUGCAGCAGAAGCAGGACGAGUGGUGCACGCUGAAGGCAGAGGUCAGACAGCAGUGGCAGAAGACGUUCGACGAAAACUACACACGGUCUCUGGAUCAUCACAGCCUGAUUUUCAAACAGGCAGACAAGAAGCAGCUGGCCUCCCGCGCUCUCGUCCAAGAGAUUCAGGACGUCGCCGAGAAGGGGAUGGGCAGCGAUGUGGAGCUCAGGAGGUCCUUUGGGUCUCUCGCCCCCGAUGAUGAGCCAUGUGCCAACCGACUGAUGUACAGCUUUCCAGACGAGUCGGUGUGGCCGGACGUCAUCGAGCUGCUGGCGCACACGAACGCGGCCGUGCUGAGCGUGCGUGAGGGCGACAAAGUGCUGCGGCUGUGGCGGCGGGUGGUGCAGCCCUUCCUGGGGCUCCCGCAGCUGGUCGCCCCGGAGGCUGUAGCACAUGAGGCGGCACCCCCGGCGCAGCCGACAGAAGGCAGCGCCCCACAGCCGGAGGUCUCGGGCGAGACUGACAAUG